AUGCCUCCGUCUACAGAAAUCCAAGCCAAAGUCGAGGCGGAUGAUCAUCCCCUGGAAACGGUGGAGGAUGUCCCAGUCAACAAAAUUACCAGCUUCAACGGCAAGCUGCAGCAAUACCUACAUAACGGGACCACAGUGCAAGAUGCCCCAAGUGCAUCUGGAACGACUAUAUCACAACGCCACAUAAACACCACCUCGGCCGAAUACAAACCAAACCCUACCGACCAUCCAGCAAAACCCAUAAUAUCCAGCCCAAGGCGCAAGAGAACAGUCCAACCAACAACAUCGGAGGCCACAACCACAACCGCAACCACAACCGCGCAACUACGCACCACGCGCUCUCGGUCGAUCAUAACGCCAACGCCUCCAUCCCCAAACAAACGCAAGCGCAGCAGAGCAACACCACAACUCUCACCCAAACCCCCAAUCCCGGAGCCUACAGCCAGAGACUCCCUCCUCCGAGACACAAUCCCGCCAAACCUAAUCCUCCUCCUCGUAGGCGUGAAUCCGGGGCUAAAGACAGGGAUAACGGGGCACGCGUACGCACACCCAUCGAACCUAUUCUGGAAACUCUUGUUUUCAUCGGGAAUAACGAGUAUGCGCCACAUACCAGCCGACACGUACAAACUUCCUGCGUUGUAUAGCGUAGGGAAUACGAACAUCGUUGAGCGGCCGACGCGCGACGCGAGCAUGCUCAGUCGUGCGGAGAUGGAUGCCGGUGUUCCUGUGCUCGAGGCUAAGGUUGCUGCGCAAAGGCCUGAGGUUGUUUGUCUUGUUGGGAAGGGGAUUUGGGAGGCUGUUUGGCGGGUUAGACAUGGGAGGGGGAUUCGGAAGGAGGAGUUUCGCUAUGGGUGGCAGGUGGAGGAGGAGAAUAUGGGUCGUUGUGAGGGUUGGGGUGGGGCGCCGGUUUUCGUCGCUACGACGACUAGUGGGCUGGCGGCUGGGAUGAAGCUUGCGGAGAAGGAGGCUGUUUGGGCGGAGUUGGGGAGUUGGGUUGUUAGGAGGAGGGGGAGAGGGGGUUGGGUUCUGUGGUUGUUAAGGAUGAGAUUUAAUAUGGGGGUUGGAUUCUAUGGCUGUUAA
Penicillium verrucosum is the source of this 1080-nucleotide messenger RNA. Its product is annotated as mismatch-specific DNA-glycosylase. Gene Ontology annotation, biological process: base-excision repair, AP site formation. Gene Ontology annotation, molecular function: mismatch base pair DNA N-glycosylase activity. NCBI's taxonomy places the organism in Eukaryota, Fungi, Ascomycota, Eurotiomycetes, Eurotiales, Aspergillaceae. The record is from RefSeq and is a predicted model, not a curated record. Bases 1 to 1080 code for a protein of 359 amino acids. The transcript has a single exon.